AUGCACCAAUCUACACAACCACAGCACUUGACACUGGGCGGCAGGAUCCUCCCUCUCCAUGUCAUUUCGCAAGGCGAGAUGCAAGCCUCUCCGUCCAAAGCAAGGGCCCAUGCCCUCGAGACACACUCCUGGUCACUGGUCACCUCCUGGCUAGGAGAGACAUAUCACCCACGACCGGUCCCUGCCUUUGAGAGAAACGCCGCGACCUUAAAUGCGUUGCAGAUAUUGAUGACGGAGUGCUUGACGGCGAACGAAUUACACCAUUUGAUUUUUGAAUCGAGAAGCGAGCAGUUGAUCAUGGCUGAGACGCAUGGAACCACUGGGGAUGAGCAUCCUCUGCACGGGAAAAGCGAUCUUGUCGCGAUCCUGGAUGAUUCAUUGUCACAAUCUGCCCAGUCGGCACUUGACUCGAUGUCGCGUUCAAAGGUGCUAUUAGGGGGAAAGUCAAGCUCAUGCCAUUCCUCGCGUUUUAUCGGCGCUCUGGAAGUCGACAUGGUUGGGUUGUCUCGACGGAUAUUUGAUCUGGAGGCUCAAACUCAGCAGGUCGAAGAUCUCAUCUCGAAUUUAGUAGACCAGGACUCACACGUGGAUGGAAUGAUCAAUGGCUAUGGCAUCUAUGCUAAAGAAAACUCUCCGGGCAUCGACACCGAUGACUUGGUACCCGAGCACCCGUCGCUCCAUUCCCAAAUUCUGCAACAUCAGCGCGAGAUCAAGCAGCUUUCCCUCAAGGCCGACGAGUACCGCAACCGCCUCGCGAGUCUUUCAAAUGUCCAACCGCUACGCAGCAAAUCUGGCGACGUCACUGUGGCAGAUGUCGCUUCUGGAAUGGAGGCUCUGGACCGCAAAAGGAAACAGAUGUUGCAGUUCCAAGAGACAAUUGCAUCAUUCCACGGCCUUCCUCCAGAUGUCCACUCGAGCAGGCAGGAAGUAAAACGUGUUCUGGGGGAACUCAAUCGCCUCCAAACCAAGAGAGACGAAUUAUUUGCGAAAUUGAUAGAAUAGAU
This is a messenger RNA of Exophiala mesophila, 1004 nucleotides long. RefSeq lists its product as uncharacterized. Gene Ontology annotation, cellular component: cytosol; HAUS complex. Bases 1 to 1002 code for a protein of 333 amino acids. Lineage: Eukaryota; Fungi; Ascomycota; Eurotiomycetes; Chaetothyriales; Herpotrichiellaceae. Gene Ontology annotation, biological process: spindle assembly. The record is from RefSeq and is a predicted model, not a curated record. The transcript has a single exon.